This is a messenger RNA of Salvelinus sp. IW2-2015, 883 nucleotides long. Lineage: Eukaryota; Metazoa; Chordata; Actinopteri; Salmoniformes; Salmonidae. The record is from RefSeq and is a predicted model, not a curated record.
GCGGCCUCAGACGCUACCCAGAUGCCAUCAGGGCGUGCCAAGCCCACCAGCCUGCCCAUCGUGCAGGGCGGCCGGGGGCGCAUCCCCAUCGUGGCACAGAACUCUGAGGAGGAGAGCCCRUUGAGUCCUGUGGGCCAGCCUAUGGGCAUGGCGCGGGCRUCGGCGGGGCCCCUGCCGCCCAUCUCGGCCGACUCACGGGACCAGUUUGGUUCGUGCCUCUCCCUGCAGGACUCCCAGCAGCAGCAGCACCUGAGGGACGAGCCAACGAGGGGGCGGGGCUACGUCUUGAUGGACGACCUCCAGUGCACUAUGUCGGACGGCGAAGCCCUAAGUGACUCCAUGCUGGCACUGAACAGAGAUGAUCCCCGACAAUCACAUGAGAAUAUCCCAAACGCCUACCACCUACGGCGAGAGGAAACGGACUGGUUUGACAAACCACACGAGGGACGACCAGAGAACGGACAAGGGCCGGACAGGAGACAGGGGAAGGGUGUUUACUACCCCUUUCCUCACACCAGAGUCAAACUGCAGAGGGAUCCCAAGGACCGCAGCGUGUCAGGGAAUGGAUUGGGUAUCAGAGUGGUGGGAGGUAAAGAGGUUCCAGGGACCAACGGAGACAUCGGAGCCUACGUAGCUAAAGUCUUACCUGGAGGAGUUGCCCACCAGACUGGGAAGAUACUAGAGGGAAUGCAGGUGCUGGAGUGGAACGGGCUUCCUCUGACGGGGAAGACCUACGAGGAAGUGCAGGGGCUUGUGGUACAGCAGUGUGGCGAGGCAGAACUCUGCGUGAGACUAGAUCUGAACAUGCUGGCUGACUCUGAGGGCUCUCAGCACCUUGAUCUCCCAGACCAGAGCAAACCAGGUAGAGUAAGAGCUUAGCCUC